This is a messenger RNA of Strongylus vulgaris, 474 nucleotides long. The record is from the annotation of a GenBank genome assembly. NCBI's taxonomy places the organism in Eukaryota, Metazoa, Nematoda, Chromadorea, Rhabditida, Strongylidae.
AUGCUAAUGUUGCACAUGUGUGCAGCUGAUUUGCUUUUCGCAUUGAUCACUAUGGUCCCAACUAUGGCAAUGACCGCCACAGUUCCUGCCAUUUGUCGCCCGCUGGCUUCGAUGAAGUCCAACGCAUACAAACGCCCAGCCUUCUAUGCCUCAAUCGCUUGGGCCCUUGCUCUACUCUUUUCCACACCUCAAUUUGCUCUUUUCACCAAAAGCGACGGCGAUUGUGUUGGGGCCUAUACUAGCCCUUACCAGUAUGCCAUCUAUGUUGUGGUUUUCAACUCGGUAGUUUGGCUUCUGCCCAGUGCUUUAGCUGGAUAUCUAUAUUAUCGCGUAUGCAAAGCCGUUUGGCAGAGCACAUCGUUUGGAAGCAAUUUUCAAACAAAUGGGAAAACAGGGCAAAUGGCGUUUUCUUCAGCUGGUAUGCAAGUGCACCACAAAGGUAGCUCAUUGCUAUUUUUAGAAUUUCAGUAUUAA